Darwinula stevensoni is the source of this 1155-nucleotide messenger RNA. The record is from the annotation of a GenBank genome assembly. NCBI's taxonomy places the organism in Eukaryota, Metazoa, Arthropoda, Ostracoda, Podocopida, Darwinulidae.
AUGACGAUCCAGCUGUUGUUUUCCAUUGGGAAGACGUGGUCUCCGAAUUUCUACGUGAUUGCCUUCCUCGGUUUCUGUGAGGCGACUGCCUUCCCCUCAGCCUACAUCAAUGCCUACGUCAUCGCCGUGGAGUUGGUGGGGAAAGAACAUCGCGGCUGGGUGAACGGAGCCUUCAGCUGCCUCUGGGUCGUGGGCCUCGUUAUCCUCGCCUUCGUCGCUUGGCUCCUUCAAGGACACUGGAUUCAUCUUUCCCUCGCAGCCAAUCUUCCCAUUCUACUCUUCUAUACAGCCUAUUGGUUCCUCCCCGAAUCGCCGAGGUGGCUGAUGACCCGCGGCCGUCUCUCUGAGGCAGAGGAGGUCGUAGUGAAAAUAGCCCGGAUGAAUGGGCUUCCCACGCGCCGAGAGAAGAUCUCUGGGUUCCUCCAGAUGGUGAGCGAGCACGAGAAGCGAGCGUCUCCUCAGUAUUGGACUCUUCUUCGAACCCGUUCGCUGCUUCGAAGGGUCAUCACGAAUGGAUUCGGAUUCCUGGCGGUGGUUCAGGUCUAUUCAGGGUUGCAUCUGGAUUUCGGAAACCUCGGUGCAAAUCCCUAUAUCAACUUCGCUCUGUUGGGCAUCGUUGAAUUACCAGCUUACAUCUUUGCCUAUUGGACCAUGGAGAGGCUGGGUCGUCGGUGGAUGAACGCCAUUUUCCUCCUCAUGUCUGCCAUAUCUAUGAUCUUCGUUCCCGUCGCUCCUGCAGGGAGUUCGUGGGCACUGCUACCCUCCCUAAUGGCGAAGUUCAGCGCAACGGCUGCAUUUCUCAUCAUAUAUCAGCAGCAAGCUGAGGUUUUCCCGACGAAUCUCAGAUCCACUGCCGCCUCCUUGGUCCGAAUCUUCUCAGGCGUUAUAGGAAUGGUCAACCCUUACCUCAUGAAGAUGGGUGAUGAAAAUCCGUGGAUCCCAUAUGGGGUGUUCGGGGCAGUGAAUCUCGGUGCAGCGAUAGCCGUGUCCUUCACCCCGGAGACGUUGAAGAAGGACCUCCCCGACGGGAUUCUGGAAGCGGAGAACCUGGACAAGGAAAGCGAGUAUUGGUCGUGGCCGGAGCUCACCCGCUUCUCGCGAACGCGGCCCGGUCGGCGAGAUUUUCAGAUGAAUGCCGUCCGCGAGGGUUCGUAA